UUAGCUUGUGGACAGUUCAUUUGCGCCGCCCAUCAUAUUUUGUCCUUUUUAACGGAGUCCACACUGUAUCCUUCUUCACGGUAGUUUAAUUUUACGAGUUUCGUCGUCGAAGUAACACUGCUGCUGACUUCACUUCCAGUAGUAAAUCUUUAGCUUCUACUUUUCAUCGUUUUAUGUGACACUGAAGGGAAGCAGAGUUUCUGAGGAAGUUUCUGUGGAAGUUUUUUAAAAGUUUUUUUUUUUAAACCAUGGCGUGUGAAGGAAAUGGUAUGUCCGAUGAGAGGAUAGGGGAAGCCCUGAUCAAAGACGUCAUAGAGGAGGAGCUGAAGGACAUACCCUCAGAAGACGUCCCACCCCUCACUCCACUGGCUGUGGAAGUAAAGACUGAGCAGGAGCAGAAGAUUGUGAACCAGCUGAGCAAAAUGAUCCGAAUCAUCGGUGACCGAGUACAGGGUGACAAGGAGUUCCAAGAUGCAAUAGAUGGGGUGGCACAAAGCUCCAGCUCCAAGUGGGAUAGAUUUAAGGAAGUGGCAAGCAAAGUGUUUGAACAUGGGAUCACCUGGGAGAGGAUUGCUGUGCUUUUCUAUGUCGCCGGCAGGUUGGCUGUCAGGCAGAUGGUAGAGGCUCAUCUUCCUCAGUCAGUGACAGACAUCCUGAGGUGGACUGUGGAUUUUUUCAGAAACAAUCUCCUGGGCUGGAUUCGGGAACAUGGAGGAUGGAUCAACAGUUUCUCAGAGCUAGCGGUCGCAUCCAUGCAGAGCAUGUCAUCCAUGAGCUCUCGCAUGUCCGGCCUCGUCAUCAUCUUCAUCGCCGGCCUGGGUCUUGGAAGCUUCAUCACCUGGAGACUGACCAGAUGACUCUGACCUCUGCAUACACACACACCAUAUUGUACGCCAUUAUUUGACAUGACCGUAAUAUGUUUACCAGAGGGUUAAUUGUUGUGCCCAGAUUGUGAUCACUUGUUGAUGAUUUAAAUGUGUCACACACACUCUACCAUUUUACUUUUCUCAUGUUAUCUAUGCAAAGCAUGAAAACUUGAAACAGUCAGAUAUUUCCACUGAAGAUGUACUGUAUCAUGUUGAAAAGAUAUUAUCCCCUCACAUAAUUAUGAAACAGAAAAUCCAAAAAUGAAACAAUACAACAGUAAGAGUUACCCAUCUGACCAUAUUGGCCAAUGAGAAACACCCUCUUUAUUUACUUUCAGUGGAAGUGAUGAGGGAACAAAUAGAUUUUUCUUUAAAACAUGCCAGUAGAAAUGUAACAUCUGCAUUCAGUGUUUGAAUAAUCAAGUCCAUUUACUAACAAGUACUGUCAUGAAACUAGAGGAAAAAAUUGUUAUUGUUAUUCAUGUGUUUUAUUUAAAGUCCCAUUGCUUUUAGUCCUUGGAAAAUGGUAGUUUAAGUAGGAAUUCCUUCAUAGAAUCCUUUCUGCAGGUUUAGUGUGACAGGUUUUACAGUUUAUUUGCACAAAUAAUAAUAAUUUUCUUAAUUCACAACCACCACCGAAAUGAUUUUUUUAAUCAUAACCGUGUCAUGACAUCAGUGGUUUCCUUCUCUGAGUGAAGAGUCUCGGCCUUUUUAAUGCCACAUCCUAAUACAUAGUAUACUAUACUAUGUACUUUAUGUAUAAGGAUGUGGCAUCAAAUGAAGAAAUAUUAAAGCUGUGACUCAGAAGUGUGACUCUGAGCAGUCACUGCCUUUUGCUUCAGUGGGGCAGAGAGGUCACUUUUCACCAAAGGAGACAAAAAUGUUAAAGUCUUUAUCUUUCAGAUUUGUAUUUUAAAUUGACAAAGAUUUGUAUUUUCCUCUCUGGCUCUGUUAUUGCAGUAGUGGAUAAUGUAUUAAAGGGCUUGUCUUCUUAUAA
Molecule: messenger RNA, 1863 nt
Organism: Lates calcarifer (barramundi perch)
Lineage: Eukaryota; Metazoa; Chordata; Actinopteri; Centropomidae
Product: apoptosis regulator BAX-like
Exons: 6
Coding region: 249-857 (202 amino acids)
Biological process (GO): intrinsic apoptotic signaling pathway in response to DNA damage; positive regulation of apoptotic process; mitochondrial fusion
Cellular component (GO): mitochondrial outer membrane
Molecular function (GO): protein homodimerization activity; protein heterodimerization activity; channel activity
Source: RefSeq, a predicted model, not a curated record